Penicillium taxi is the source of this 1173-nucleotide messenger RNA. RefSeq names its product TBC domain-containing protein. Gene Ontology annotation, cellular component: mitotic spindle pole body. The coding region runs from base 1 to 1173 and encodes 390 amino acids. Gene Ontology annotation, molecular function: GTPase activator activity. The record is from RefSeq and is a predicted model, not a curated record. The transcript is spliced from 2 exons. NCBI's taxonomy places the organism in Eukaryota, Fungi, Ascomycota, Eurotiomycetes, Eurotiales, Aspergillaceae. Gene Ontology annotation, biological process: activation of GTPase activity; negative regulation of septation initiation signaling.
AUGGCCAACCUACAGCCUUCUUGGGCCUUUACUGGCCCCGAGGACCCAUCCUCGCCACGGACGCUGUCCAGGCUGCGCAAGAUCCGAUCGCAUCAAGUCCUGACAACGUCAAGUGCUCUCAUUGCCCAGACUCAGUCUUCUCGUCCAGGACUUCACCGAACUGACUCUGAAAGAAUUCGUACCCCCAAUUCUGCUGCACGAGCGCCUAUCAAUCGUAGAGCACGAUCGAGUAGCGAUGCUUCUCGCGACUCUAAUCUGGCCGCGUCUCAAAGACGCCCUGCUCGGAAGACUGGGUCUGGGGUGGGGAUCAAGAGAUCACUUCUGGAGAACUUCUUACGAGAUGGUCCGGGCGGGAACACACAGGAGGGUCUACAGGAGCUGAAAUACCUCGUCUUGACGGCUAAGGUGGAGGCGGAUGGUGAUGGCAUGUCUGCGUACCGGAUCUAUCUGUGGCUUGUCCUCCUUAAUGUCGCUCCACUACCUACAGAUGAUUACCUCGGUCUAGUCCACCGGGGCCGCUCUCCCGCGUACAGCAAAAUCCGCAACGACACCUUUCGCACGCUGGCAACCGAUCCCCUCUUUAAGCGUCGUGUGACUGAAGCAAGCCUUAUCCGACUGCUCAAUGCAGUGGCAUGGAAAUUGCACGAUUCAAAACCCAAACCCCGAUCCCGGCCUUCGUCCCGUAGACGGGAGAUGGAAAUGAUGAUAAACACACCUCCGAGCAUUGCAGAGGAGCCUGAAGACCCACUCAAUACUCAUGCUGUUGCGGAGACUGCAAUCUACGUACAAGGCAUGAAUGUGCUCUGUGCACCGUUCUUGUAUGCUGCCCGCAGUGAGGUGGAAGCCUUUGCCCUCUUUCACUACUUCGUGACCAAGGAAUGCCCAGGUUACAUUCGAGGUGCUAUGGAUGGAGUGCAUAAGGGUCUUCGCUUGGUUGACAGAUGUCUGGAAAUAGUGGAGCCUAAGCUGGCAGCCCAUCUUUUCUCGAAGGGCAUGCAAGCUGAGCUCUACGCUUUUCCCUCUGUGCUAACGCUAUGUGCUUGUACGCCGCCAUUGCCAGAGGUACUCCAUCUGUGGGAUUUCCUUUUUGCUUACGGACCACACUUGAACAUCCUCUGCAUUGUCGCGCAGCUCAUUCGCCUACGGGAUACUCUCCUCGAGAGCUCAAAGUGA